This is a messenger RNA of Emiliania huxleyi CCMP1516, 768 nucleotides long. RefSeq lists its product as hypothetical. The coding region runs from base 1 to 768 and encodes 255 amino acids. NCBI's taxonomy places the organism in Eukaryota, Haptophyta, Isochrysidales, Noelaerhabdaceae. The record is from RefSeq and is a predicted model, not a curated record. The transcript has a single exon.
AUGCUCCUGCACCACGCUUCGGGCGGCGACCUGGAGGUGUCGCGGCGCGUUGUGGGCGCCGAGUGGUGGGUGCAGCAUCGCUCGCUGAGCGCCCCGAAGGGUUUCCACUUUGAUGUGGAUCAGGAGCAACAGAGGCGUGGGGGGGCGCUGCGUUCGCCAGCACUCUCAUCCAUCCUCUAUCUCACCGACGCGGGCGGGCCGACUCUAAUCCUCGACCAAGUAGCCACCAUCUGCAGCUGGAGCGGGCACGUGCUCCUCUCGCCUGAGCCCGCAGAGGCGGAGUUGAUUCACCCGCUGGCCAACCGGUUCGUGCUAUUUCGAGCGGCCUGCCUCCACGGCUGCUUGCCCCCACUCGGCGCCGGCUGCGGUGUGGAGGGCGCAGAGGCGGCAGAGCAGCCAAAGCGCACGACUCUGCUGGUCAACUGGUGGAUUGGGGAGCGCCCUGCGCCGCCCUCCUGUGCCGAGGCACCCCCCUCCCUCCUCGACGAGAUGCGGCGCGCCUCGGCGCCGCACUAUGCCGAGGCCCUUGCUGCCGGUGGAGGGGCGUGGAAGUGGGAUGAGGCAGUGGCGCGACCGCUGGAUGUCAGCGACGUAGGAACAGGGGAGGCGUGCCAGCAGGUUUGCCUAGAGGUUCCGCUGCCUGCGGGUGAGGGGCCGAACGGGCGGGCACAGGCUGCGAACACGCCAGUUGACCUCUUGCUUCCUUUGGCUGGCCUGGAUAUUGCGGCAGCGGCGUGCGCGUCACCGGAAUGGGUCGCGGUCGGGUGA